Myotis davidii is the source of this 985-nucleotide messenger RNA. RefSeq names its product WAP four-disulfide core domain protein 8. Gene Ontology annotation, biological process: negative regulation of peptidase activity. The transcript has 4 exons. Gene Ontology annotation, cellular component: extracellular region. The record is from RefSeq and is a predicted model, not a curated record. Gene Ontology annotation, molecular function: serine-type endopeptidase inhibitor activity. Lineage: Eukaryota; Metazoa; Chordata; Mammalia; Chiroptera; Vespertilionidae. The coding region runs from base 1 to 690 and encodes 229 amino acids.
AUGGGGCUCUCAGGACUUCUGUCAAUACUGGUACUGUUCAUCCUCCUGGCGGGUGUCCAGGAACCUGGGCUGGUUGAGGGGUUCUUCAGUAAGUAUUGGGGACUCAGUCCUCCCAGUGGAGAAAUGGAACUCAGCUGGGAGGAAGGAACAAAGAAUUCUACCCCUGAGAAAUGCUUUCCCCCAUCUCAGCCUGGGAUCCUGGGCGGGAAAGAGGGGAGAUAUUUGGAGUUUUCUUUUCAGGUAAGACGCCUCCGGGAAUGCAGGAAACAACCCAUGCAUCCAGACACAUGUCCCAAAAUCAAAAUACAUUGUGAUACGAACGAAAUAAACCAAUGUCUAAAGAGCAGACAGUGCCCAGAGAAGAUGAAGUGUUGCAACUUUAACUGUGCAAGGAAAUGUUUAAACCUCAAACAAGUUAUAUACAGUUUGCCAAAGGUAGUUGGCCCCUGCCUGGCCUUCUUUCCACGCUGGUGGUAUGAUAAGGAAACUCAGGCAUGCUCCGAAUUCAUCUAUGGUGGUUGCCUAGGGAAUGAUAACAACUUCCAAUCUGAAUCUAUCUGCAAGACCAUCUGCAAAAAAAAGAAAGUAAGUCCCACGGGUCCCAUUUCCCAUGCUCACCUGGGCUACCCUGGGAGAUCUGGGUGUUGGCUGGUCUGUUCUAGGAACUUGGCAGGUUUGGGGCUGAUAUAACCAAUUCAAUCAGGAAAUAAGAAUGCACCUUUGAAGGGGCAAGUAGAGGAAAAAGAGGGUGGGAAGGGAAGCAGUAGUCAAAGUUGGCAAGUAUGAGAUGAAUAGAGGGUACAAAGAAAGCUGAAGUGGUGAAGGGUCUGAGACCAAGUCAGAAGAAGGCCGAGUAAGUAAGCCCAGUGCUUGGCACCAUGAAUCAGUCAGUCACUCCGGGACAUUACUUCUCACCAAACCUCAUCAACAAUUCUCUUCCCUUUCCUUCUUAAGCUGAUUAUAGCUAGGACAACCACAUGCUACA